GCUGCAUUACAAAUUCUCGGUGAGAUGCGUUAUGGUUGCUGGGACCUUAUUCGGAUCUAUUGGCCUGUUGGCCACGGGACCAGCAAAAACUAUUCAAGUUGUAACCUUCACAUUUGGAGUUAUUCAUGCUGUUGGGAGCGGCACCGUCUUUGUUUCGGGAAUCCUACUCACAACGGCCUACUUUGAACGUCUCAGAGGAUUCGCACUGGGCUUCGCAAACCUCGGGAUGACGCUCGCAGGCCUUAUUUUCCCGCGGCUUCUUAAAUUUUUGAAAGAAACGUACGGCUUCUCAAGUAGCUUUUACAUUUGGGGAGCCCUAAACCUAAAUCUUAUUCCACUCAUCCUUUUGUUUAAAGUUCCUCCUUGGUAUACACCAGGAAACAUGAAACAAACUUCAGCUGGUAUUGCACAUAACUCUGGAAAAGAAAGAGGCAUGGUAAAUAAUGAAGAAAAUAAUCAGGCUAGCUCUACGUUCCCGGAAACCGUACUUUCUAUCGCUCGUCGUCCAGUUUUCUACUUGGUGGAAAUUUCAUCCGGCAUAAAUGCUUCGGUACAAUUUGUAGUCUUCACGACAAUGGUAGAUUUCGCAAUGGACAAUGGUACUGCUGAUACCAUCGCUCUUUGGCUAACACCAUGUUACUUGGCUGUCUGCUCCUUAGGAAGGAUAUUCCUUCCUCUAGUGGCUGACAAAAAACUCGUGCCCCGGAGUGAUUUGCUAACCGCUUGCUACGUCGUUAUGGGUGUCACGCUGCUGCUUCUUCCACUUGCGACGAACUUCUGGGUGAUUGCGGCACUGUGCUCAUUGACGGCAGCGGGCUACGGGUGCAACUACACACUGCAUGACGUCCUGGCCAUUGACUAUUUUGGAUUGGAGAGGCUACUCUUUAUGCAUGGAGUUAUGGGACUUGCCAAGGCUCCAUUUCAGCUCUGCAUGCCCAAGCUAAUCGGAUUUUUCAGAGACGACGGAGGAUCGUAUGACAAUGUCUAUCGACUCCAAGGCGGACUAUUACUAUUUGCUGCGCUAUUAUGGCUACCCGUGGCUUGCAGGGAACGACGAAACCGCAUCGGAAAAUUUACAUCGAAUAAUCACAGAUAGCAUACUAUGAAAUAUGCUAGAAUGAUAGUCUGGCGUGUUUUUAUUUUUGGACUAAAAGCUAGGAGAGACAUUU
Ixodes scapularis (black-legged tick) is the source of this 1169-nucleotide messenger RNA. Its product is annotated as monocarboxylate transporter 9-like. Bases 32 to 1096 code for a protein of 354 amino acids. Gene Ontology annotation, biological process: transmembrane transport. The transcript has 3 exons. The record is from RefSeq and is a predicted model, not a curated record. Gene Ontology annotation, molecular function: monocarboxylic acid transmembrane transporter activity. NCBI's taxonomy places the organism in Eukaryota, Metazoa, Arthropoda, Arachnida, Ixodida, Ixodidae.